AUGGUCAUUUCCACUAUCGGCAAAACCACACCAACGGAGGGAGCCACCUUCUCCGCCGUGCCACCAGAUAUAAUCCAAACCCAUAUCCUCACGUACCUUGACGGUUCUUCACUUGCUUCUGCAGCCAGCACGUGCUCUCAGCUUAACACCCUCUCAUCACACGACCAUUUAUGGACAAAUAUAUGUCACUCCACGUGGCCUUCCACAAACACGCCACGCAUUCGCCAGGUCAUCUCCACCUUCUCUAACACCUCUCGUUCUUUCUUCUCCGAUUCUUUCUCCACCGUAACCGCUAAAACCUUCCACCACCACCGCCGCGUGAAUAUUAACACCACACCGGAAUUUUUAUCCGCGGUUGAUUUAUUCCACAGGAGACGGAUGAUUCUAUCCAGAGUAGUGGAGACUGAGACGGUAUCCGGUUGGUUCAGGUACUCUCCAUUUCGGGUUGAUAUUCUCGACCCGAAGGAUUCGGUUGAAACAGAUAUGGAGUAUCUGAAAACUGAGGAAGAGUGUAAGAAUCUAGAAGAGGAAUUGAGUUUGAGUUGGAUAGUGAUUGAUCCGAGUGGAAAGCGUGCGGUGAAUGUUUCAAGUAGGAAACCGGUUUCAGUGAACCGUCACUGGCUAACCGGAGAUAUACAGGUGAGAUUUGCGACGGUGUUACACGGCGGAGAGAAGGGAUCAGCGACGGAAGCAACGGUUUGUAGUUUACUGGUGACGUUGGGAAGGGAAAUGCAAGUGAGGGAAGCGUGUUUUCAGAUAGAGGACAUGGAUGGGAAUCAAUUGAAUGGGGGGGAUAGUUUGGGGAUUUUACAAAGAGCAUUAGAAGGUGAAAGGAAAAGAUUGAGGAGUGAAAAAGAAGGAAAAGAAAGAUACGUGGAGUUUGUGAAGAGGAAGGUAGAAAGGAAAGAGAGGAAAUUGAGAAGUGAAAGAAGGUUGGAUAUGCUUUGCGUCAGUCUCGCUGCUUUGUCCGUUGCGGCUUUUUCCACUCUCUUUCUCUCUUGA
This is a messenger RNA of Medicago truncatula (barrel medic), 1002 nucleotides long. RefSeq names its product probable F-box protein At2g36090. The coding region runs from base 1 to 1002 and encodes 333 amino acids. Gene Ontology annotation, molecular function: protein binding. Lineage: Eukaryota; Viridiplantae; Streptophyta; Magnoliopsida; Fabales; Fabaceae. The transcript has a single exon. The record is from RefSeq and is a predicted model, not a curated record.